Magnolia sinica is the source of this 1667-nucleotide messenger RNA. Its product is annotated as xylan O-acetyltransferase 1. The record is from RefSeq and is a predicted model, not a curated record. Gene Ontology annotation, molecular function: O-acetyltransferase activity. Lineage: Eukaryota; Viridiplantae; Streptophyta; Magnoliopsida; Magnoliales; Magnoliaceae. The coding region runs from base 122 to 1585 and encodes 487 amino acids. Gene Ontology annotation, cellular component: Golgi apparatus. The transcript is spliced from 6 exons.
UCUCUCUCUCUCUCUCUCUCUGUUUCUUCAACAUCUAGAUUGGCGAAGUAGUUACAGCAGAUUGGAUAAAGAAAAGCCCCCACGUCGUAAAUCAUCUCUCCCCACCUUAGAAUCUGUUGCCAUGAAGCACACCACCGGCACCGGCACCGCCUCGCGUAAGAACAACAACCUCUCCAUCUUCGUCGUCGUCUUCUCCAUAUUCCUCUUCGCCGGCUUCAUGUACAACGAAGACGUCAAAUCCAUGGCCGAAUUCCCAUUCGCAACUCGCCCCAACAAUCCUCCUCCAGACAGCCGACAACAACACACCUCCAACACAAACGACAUUCAAGAAAACAACCCAAUCCUCGCAGAUUCAAGAACCCAAGACGAAACAAAAGAAACCCAAGAACUUUCAGAGCGUACAGUAAUGGUUGUGAAAGAAGGCGAAGAUCAGGAAAUCCAACAUCCUAUCUUUAAAGACGUUAUCGAAGAAACCCAUGAUGAUGAUGAAGAUGAUGAUGUGGAUGAAACCAACAUCGAAAUACCACCGAAAGAUUGUGAUCUCUUUACAGGAGAUUGGGUUUUUGACAAUGUAUCUCACCCUAUCUACAAAGAGGAUGAUUGUGAGUUCCUCACAGCUCAAGUUACUUGCAUUCGUAACGGUCGGAAAGACUCUCUCUAUCAGUACUGGAAAUGGCAACCUCGUGACUGUUCGUUGCCUAAGUUCAAUGCAAGGUUGUUGCUGAAGAAGCUCAGAAACAAGCGGCUGAUGUUCGUUGGAGAUUCUUUGAACCGGAAUCAAUGGGAGUCGAUGGUCUGUCUCGUGCAAUCCGUCGUCCCUCCUGGCAAGAAGAGCUUGAACAAGAACGGCUCUCUUUCUGUCUUCCGAGUUGAGGAAUAUAAUGCUACUGUGGAGUUUUACUGGGCCCCAUUUCUCGUCGAAUCCAACUCCGAUGAUCCAACGAUGCAUAGCAUUCUCGAUCGGAUUAUCAUGCCGGAGUCGAUCAAGAAGCAUGGCAAGAAUUGGAAGGGAGUAGAUUUCUUGAUCUUUAAUACUUACAUAUGGUGGAUGAACACUCCCAAGAUGAAAGUGUUGCGUGGAUCGUUUGAUGAUGGGGCGACGGAUUACGAUGAGAUCGAGCGGCCCAUUGCAUAUAAUAGAGUUCUAAGGACAUGGGCUAAAUGGGUAGACCGAAAUAUCAAUCCAAACCAUACAAUGACCUUCUUCAUCAGCGCAUCUCCUCUCCAUAUCAAGAGUCUGGAUUGGAACAAUCCAAACGGCAUCAAGUGUGCAUUGGAGACCACUCCGGUGCUGAACAUGUCGUCUCGGUUGGAGGUGGGCACGGACCGGCGGGUCUUCGUCGUGGCGGCCAAUGUGACCCAGUCGAUGAAGGUCCCGGUCCACUUCCUCAACAUCACCACACUCUCUGAGUACCGCAAGGACGCGCACACAUCCGUCUACACCAUCCGCCAGGGCAAGAUGCUCGACGAUAAGCAGAAGGCGGACCCCGCCAACUUCGCUGAUUGCAUCCAUUGGUGUCUCCCAGGCCUACCAGACAUAUGGAACGAAUUCCUUUACACGCGCAUCAUAUCACAAACGACGUAGCAGAGCCGUCGCCAAUGCGAAAAUCACAGUCCCUAGUCAUUCACAAUUUUCAUUUUGGUUUUUGAUAUAUUAUUUUUUGUUC